Messenger RNA from Cetraspora pellucida, 216 nucleotides. NCBI's taxonomy places the organism in Eukaryota, Fungi, Glomeromycota, Glomeromycetes, Diversisporales, Gigasporaceae. The record is from the annotation of a GenBank genome assembly.
AUGACCAAACUUCUUCAAAAUGAAAUAUUUACUACAACACAGAAUAGUUAUCAGACUACUCACUUUGUACAAAACUCUGAUAAUAGCUGUCCAGGCUGCCCAUACAUUACUCAAACUAUAGAACACUUUGCACUUAAAUGCAAAACUAGUAAACAAAUUUGGGAACAAAGCUAUAAACUGCUUAAAAACAAUAAAAUGGAGAAUCCUCCAACCUCA